UGCUGUCUUCGCCUUCGUUUUUUUCCCCAAUGAAGUGUAAGUAAACAAAGAAAAGAAGUAAAAUAAAUUAUUUUUUUUUUUUUCCUGCUAUAUAUUUUAUUUUGAAAAAUUGUCGAAUAUUUUGAAGAAGAACUUUUUUCUACAAAAUGUGAUCAAGUUUCUUUCGAAAGCGAAACUAAUAUUUACUGCUGCGCAGUAUUUUGCUCCGGUCCUAGCUUAACCGUUGCUAUGUAAUCCGGUUGUUGUACACAAUCGAACGUGCUGCCCAGGUGUAAUAAACAUUGGUGUGACCGUUGAAACUACACGUCUUCAGCUUGUAGAAAGAACUGAGUUGACAACAAAGCCAUGGCUGUACCAUUUUCAAACACAAAACUGAGGGUCCCGAACGGGUUUCAAAACAUCUUGGAAUGUCUGGCGAGAGAAGUGCUUCGCUCACAGCCAGACAACAUCCAUGAAUUCGCUGCGGCUUAUUUCGAAAACAUGAUGAAAGUUCGAGCAG
Molecule: messenger RNA, 499 nt
Organism: Aplysia californica (California sea hare)
Lineage: Eukaryota; Metazoa; Mollusca; Gastropoda; Aplysiida; Aplysiidae
Product: sperm surface protein Sp17
Molecular function (GO): calmodulin binding
Source: RefSeq, a predicted model, not a curated record